Messenger RNA from Microplitis demolitor, 749 nucleotides. RefSeq lists its product as uncharacterized. The record is from RefSeq and is a predicted model, not a curated record. The coding region runs from base 47 to 523 and encodes 158 amino acids. Lineage: Eukaryota; Metazoa; Arthropoda; Insecta; Hymenoptera; Braconidae. The transcript has 3 exons.
UUUGUUUACUUAUUGAAAAUAUUAUCAAGGAUAUUUUUUAAAAACUAUGAAGUCUAAUUUAUUUCGUAUAUUUUCUGCAACUGGAUUAGGCAUCACAGCCACGUUACUGUCGCCGCAAGAGUAUACAACAAUAUGGAUCUAUUUCAUGUUCAUAAUUUUUGAAAUAUAUUUUUUGUACAGCUGUGGGUUGGGUUUUUAUCUUACUAAAAAAAAUGAAAUUUUCAAAAGCGAUUCCUACUUUGAAGAUAAGAAAGAGGAAAGAGCUGCAAUAGAUCCACGUGAUGAUUAUUCUAAAUUUUUGCUACAACUGUGUAUUGAAGAAUUCAUUUUAAUAACUACAAUGUUAUUAAGUUCAUCGAAUGAAAGUUUCAAUAUGAUAGCAGUAAAUGGAAGGAACAUAUUAUUGUUUUUUGCAAUAAAAUGCUUCUUUUCUUUUAUUGUUUCGAUGACUGUAAUACCACUGAUGUAUAACAUUCCGUGUUUGAUUAAAAAUUGCCGUACAAAAAAAAUAGAUUUUUUAUAAAAAAAUAAAAAAGCCAUUUGGCAGCUGAAAUGGAAGGUAGAUUUUUCAAAAUAGUAUAUUGUGGUACGAGGGAUGAUAAAAUGAUUUCAGGCCAGGGUGAAAUUGGCUGCCCGACGGCAAUUUUAUGUCUUCAUCCUGAUUAAGAAGUCUAAUUUGAAAUGAUUUGAAAAAUCUAAAUUAUUUCAUAUUGUUUUGUAUCAUAAAUGAUUCAAUUUAAUUUAAAAUG